AUGGGACUGAGUGUGAGAGUUAGGGAAUUGAUGAGGACCUUGUGCAUAUCGACCGAGCCGAAACACUCACAAGAACUUCAAAACAUUUUUGGAGGCCGAAGAGGAGAAGUUCGUCAGUUAAUUAUGUGGAUAGUUAAUGACCAAUUCAUGAAGGGCAUUCUAAUCUGCGCUCUACUGAGCAUAUGUGCACUUUCCGUAUCUGCUAAACUUCAAAAUGUUACUGUGAAAGGAGUAGCAGUCUGUCAGAAGAGGAGGUUAGCUAAUCAACGCGUACAGCUUUAUGACAGGGAUACUUUGGAUCCUAAUGAUCUUCUGGCUGAGGUCCACACUAACAAGGAAGGUGAAUUCGAAUUGUACGGUGAGGAAGAUGAGGUCGGCAGCAUCGAGCCCUUCAUUCGCAUUCACCACAACUGCAAUGCAAAGCCUGGGUGUACUCGAAUCGGCGACUACAAUGUACCUCAUGACAAGAUCGGAGGCGUCUACGACAUGACCUAUGUCACACUGGAUAUCAAUCUCUGCCUAGUGAUGCGCUCUCUGGCACUUCUUGUCGCCUUCGUGCUUUGUUCGGUCUCGGUAAUGGCCAAAAUGCAGAACGUCACCGUAAAAGGUGUGGCCGUCUGCAACAAAAAGCGUUUGGCCAACGUCCAUGUGGAACUUUAUGAUAAGGACACUUUGGACCCCAACGACCUUCUGGCCGAAAUGCACACCAACUCUGAGGGAGAGUUCGAGUUGUUCGGACAGGAAGACGAGGUCGGCAGCAUUGAGCCAUUCAUUCGCCUCACCCACAACUGCAUGGUUUCGAAACCGGGAUGCAUGCGCAUCGGAGACUAUGUUGUGCCACAUGACAAGAUCGGUGGCGUCUACGAUAUGACCUAUGUAACCCUCGACAUCAAUGUCCAUGGCGAGAAGGAAAAGUGCUAG
Molecule: messenger RNA, 921 nt
Organism: Necator americanus (New World hookworm)
Lineage: Eukaryota; Metazoa; Nematoda; Chromadorea; Rhabditida; Ancylostomatidae
Exons: 12
Coding region: 1-921 (306 amino acids)
Cellular component (GO): cell surface
Source: RefSeq, a predicted model, not a curated record